GAAGGUCUGCGCUCGAGGUUCGGCAGUGCAGAGAGUACGCUCAAAAACGGUCGCCGGAAACGCUCUCAACCCGCGAUUCGAACUCAUGACUCUCUUUCAACUAACGGAUGAGAACGCCGCAGUAGUCGUUUUCCAUGUACUACAUCAAACCGAAGGUGGCGCCUGUCUCCUCGCAUGCAACGCUCUACGCGUCGCAUGGCUCAAUCCUGGCGUACGAUGGGUUCCUCUCUUCGACACAUUAAACAACGAACCACUGCGGUGUGCCGGCCUCUGGGUCAAAGUGCAAAAAGUUACCAAAACUACCGGACGCAAGACUCCUGCACCUCAACACCGUACACCCUCCCUCGUACACCGCAAACACCAUAGACAAAAGUCCGCAUCCAGAAUCAGCAAUUAG
Molecule: messenger RNA, 397 nt
Organism: Gregarina niphandrodes
Lineage: Eukaryota; Apicomplexa; Conoidasida; Eugregarinorida; Gregarinidae
Exons: 1
Source: RefSeq, a predicted model, not a curated record